This is a messenger RNA of Mus musculus (house mouse), 780 nucleotides long. RefSeq names its product mitochondrial ribosomal protein S6 (gene Mrps6). The record is from RefSeq and is marked provisional. Gene Ontology annotation, cellular component: ribosome; mitochondrial inner membrane; mitochondrial small ribosomal subunit. NCBI's taxonomy places the organism in Eukaryota, Metazoa, Chordata, Mammalia, Rodentia, Muridae. Gene Ontology annotation, molecular function: structural constituent of ribosome; rRNA binding. The transcript is spliced from 3 exons. Bases 101 to 478 code for a protein of 125 amino acids. Gene Ontology annotation, biological process: translation.
GGAGCUGACCGGCCGUGUUCCUCUCUCGUCUUCCUCUGCGCCCCGCGUCCCCGCCCUCGCGACCCCGGCUCUCCUGGACUCGGCGCCGCCAACCUGGGCGAUGCCCCGCUACGAGUUGGCUUUGAUUCUGAAAGCCAUGCGGCGGCCAGAGACCGCUGCUGCUUUGAAACGUACAAUAGAAUCCCUGAUGGACCGAGGAGCCAUAGUGAGGAACUUGGAAAGCCUGGGUGAGCGUGCGCUCCCCUACAGGAUCUCGAGUCACAGCCAGCAGCACAGCCGAGGAGGGUAUUUCCUGGUGGAUUUUUAUGCUCCGACAAGUGCUGUGGAGAACAUACUGGAACACUUGGCGCGAGACAUUGACGUGGUUAGACCAAAUAUUGUGAAACACCCUCUGACCCAGGAAGUAAAAGAGUGUGACGGCAUAGUCCCAGUCCCACUUGAAGAAAAACUGUAUUCAACAAAGAGGAGGAAGAAGUGAGAAGAUUCACCAGAUUCUGGCCUUAUAUUUAAUCCUAAGGGCACUAUGGGUGCUGCUAGGUUGUUGUCUAGGAUACUUUAGCCCAUGACCAUUUUGCUGCAGGAGGUAGAAACUGCUGGCCGAGACCUGCCCUGAUGUCUCUGCUGAGAUUUCAUCCCACUUGUGGGGUUUGUCGGGAGUGGGGGUGUUCACAGUACCACUGUAGCGUUUCCAAGAGCAAAAUGUUUGUCAUUCACACUUGGUUGUCUUGCAAGCCUAUAUGGAACACUGGGAGCAGAGUAAUAAACAUGACUUUAUCAACA